GUAUAAUAUCGUUUUUCUUUCGGGAUUAGCGGUGUCAUGUCAUAAUAAGAUGAGUUGCGAAUAUAUAAGCCUCGUUUCAGUGGUGCUGGAUUAAACGCUCGAGACCAACCACCCGGCGAGCCAUGUCGAAAAUUCUCAUCGUCUGUUGUGUCGCUCUCAUCGUUUCGGUGGCUGGUGGUGCAUCGGUAACACGUGAACAAGGUUCGCUAGAUGCUGCCAAGGAUGCGUGUAUCAAUUCAAUACGAGAAACAUACAGCGACAUGAUGAUGAACUAUGCGUUCAAUCACCUCUGGGAUAACCGAGUCGUUUAUUUUGUGGGAUUGCAAAAGCCGGUCAGAGAGGGAUUCCGAUCUAUCACUGACCUCAUGGAUGAGGUACGAGACGGAAAGGAUCCGAUAAAUGUAGAAAACGGUGGGCCGAUCCUUUUCACACCCCGUCAUGUGUUAUGCAACGAAACGAUUGUUGCAAAAUUAAGAAAAAUCGUGAAAAGGUACAUUAAAAAAGUAUCUUCAACAGCGACUUUAGCAUCCAGUAGUCAUCGAUACGUCAACUACUUAUCAAAUUCCAAAAGACGAAAAUAUAACGAAAAGCGACUGAAGCAAAAAAAAAAAAAACAUUCGUCAAGCUGGUGUAACAUUUUGGAAUGA
Messenger RNA from Venturia canescens, 647 nucleotides. RefSeq lists its product as uncharacterized. Bases 123 to 647 code for a protein of 174 amino acids. The transcript has 5 exons. NCBI's taxonomy places the organism in Eukaryota, Metazoa, Arthropoda, Insecta, Hymenoptera, Ichneumonidae. The record is from RefSeq and is a predicted model, not a curated record.